This is a messenger RNA of Sycon ciliatum, 561 nucleotides long. RefSeq lists its product as uncharacterized. The transcript has a single exon. Lineage: Eukaryota; Metazoa; Porifera; Calcarea; Leucosolenida; Sycettidae. The record is from RefSeq and is a predicted model, not a curated record. Bases 1 to 561 code for a protein of 186 amino acids.
AUGGUGACAGCUAAGCAGUACGCACGUCAUCAAGGCCUGGAGGCGUGCAGUCAAGGCCCGUCUGCCAGCACGGAGGUAGUUGUAGCUGUACCACCGCCAAACACCUACAGUCAAGCCCUGCAAAGUCCAACCGCACGCGCACCACCUGCCAGCACUGAGGUACCACCACCAAACACGUACAGUCAAGCCCUGCAAAGUCCAACCGCACGCGCACCACCUGCCAGCACUGAGGUGGUCGCAGCCGCAGUACCGCACACAAGCUUGACCCCAGCGAAGCCAGCAGCGUCGCCAGCCGCCAACACAGUCGCCUGCACCCCAGUCACGCCGACGACUGCUCUGGCCACCUCCAGGGGGAAAACCACACACCCAUCACCGGACACUGAAGACGAUGGCUUUACUCCAGUGAAGAGGGGAAAGAACUCCUUUCGCCCAGGUAACAGUGCCACCUCGGAAUGCCAGAACAACGACACAGACCCACAGGUCACGUGGGCUAACGAAGUCAGUGCGAAAGAGGUCGAAAACCUCCUCAAGCGGAUCCGCAGACGCAAGGGCAGCUUCUAA